Molecule: messenger RNA, 1296 nt
Organism: Colletotrichum truncatum
Lineage: Eukaryota; Fungi; Ascomycota; Sordariomycetes; Glomerellales; Glomerellaceae
Product: copper fist DNA binding domain-containing protein
Biological process (GO): positive regulation of transcription by RNA polymerase II; intracellular copper ion homeostasis; intracellular iron ion homeostasis
Cellular component (GO): nucleus
Molecular function (GO): copper ion binding; RNA polymerase II cis-regulatory region sequence-specific DNA binding; DNA-binding transcription factor activity, RNA polymerase II-specific
Source: RefSeq, a predicted model, not a curated record
AUGAUUAUUGACGGGGAAAAGUACGCCUGCGAGGCUUGUGUUCGGGGUCACCGUGUUAGCAAUUGCCAACACUCUGAUCGUCCUCUUCAGCACAUCAACAAAAAGGGUCGCCCUGUUUCCCAAUGCCAGCAUUGUCGCUCAAUGCGCAAGUCGCGGUCCGCCCACGUUAAGUGCGACUGUGGCGAGAAGACGAGCAAGUGCGCUCACUUGCAGCCCACCAUUGAGGGUCACCGUGAAACUUGUUGCUGCAAUCAUGGAGGCCGAUGUACCUGUAGUCACAAGAAGGAACCAGGCCUCGAUACCGUUCCCGAGUCCGAUUCUGACAAAGAUGCCAAUAUUCCUCGACCGAAGCCGCCAAUUCGCAGGCGCCGAGCAAACACUGUUCACUCGGACGGCAUGUUGACUUUCGAUGAGAACGGCCACCACAAACCCGCAUUCAAGCACAACAAAGCUUCUCAGAAGUGCGGGCCCUAUCAGCUGAAUCGCGUAAACUCGUUGCACAGCGCCAGUAGUCUGGGAAGCCACUCGCCCGAGCGCGCUGGUGAAAACACCCUCAAAGACUCGAUUUCAGGCCGAGCCGCGCCCGGUCACCAGCAGCGACUUGUCAAGUCUGAGGCUGCAUCUCCGUUAAUGAGAGGCUCAUCUAGCUUCCAGCAGCUCAACAACCAACUCCCGCCGCUGGACUUGUCUGCCAUCGAGUAUCCGACAUAUGUCCCGAACGGCUCUUUUGACCUGUUUGGAGGCUCUGGCCUGUCGUCUGAACACGAUGCGCCAAUCUUCAGCGCCGGGCUGAGUACAGCAUCGGUUGAUUGGAGUCACAUCGACCUUGCCGACAAGACUGACAAGUUUGCACCAUCCAGCUAUAGUCAAGCAGGCGCUCACAGUUUUAACGGCAUGUUCGACUUCGGCGCAGGCUCCGAGCCGGCACCCACGUUGGCGGCGACCACGUCGACAUCCGGCGAAGUGUCCGAGGUAGAAGACAACUUCAUCGCAGGUGACAGCGACUACGACGGAUUCGGAACCGGUAGUAACAGCUUCAUACACCCGGCAAGCUACUUAUCGACUGGGACGGACCUUAGCACCAUUGACUAUGACAGCUUUGUCAAGUCGUCAACAAACAAAUUCAUGACGGCACCGUCUUCUUUUGAUGAUGGGGGCCCCAUCGCUGGUGGCUCUCUCACGUUUGAUGAUGAUCCUGCCUUCUGGGGUCAGCACUUCAACGACGGCAUUGCAACAUACACGGAAUCACCCGAUGGCCUGCCGCAAUUCACACCCGACUCUUGGACAAUGCAAUAA